ACGUCUAUUGUUAGUUUCGGAAUUUGUCUCUGGCCUGUGGCUUCGCUCUUGGAUCGCAUCGUCAUCGAGUUGGAGUAAAGCGGUACCAAGGUAUGGGUAGGACUCACUCGAGUGUGUAGUAGGAUAAGCAACGCGUGAUUCAUCAAGACGUUCCCACGAUUGCUGUGAUUUUUUUAUUUCUAAUUAACGCGAAACAGAAACAGGUGUAUCCAUAUUUGACAGUAUUAUGACUUGUGACGUUUAAAUAUCACAAGUUUACAUUUAUUCCAAGUGAUAUUUAUUGUGUAUGUUAAAUGUAUCCUCUAUGAAGGUAAAAUGUGUCAAAGCUGACAGUAUGGCGACGUGUAUUCAUUGAUACGUCAGAUGUCAACGGAUAAAUUUAUAUAAUGGAGGCGUAAAGCGAUUAAAAAUAUAUUUAAAUACGUACAUCUGUUGUAUACAUAUAAAUAUAUAUAGACAUAUAUUUGUGUAUAUAAUAAAUAGUGAAAUAAUAGAAUGGUAAGCUCUCACUUCUUGACGGAGCCGUAUUCAGUGUCGAAUGCUUACGAGAGAAACGAAGAGACCAGCGACAACCAGUCGACGUCAGUGAUUAUUUCAAAGAGUAAAACGAACACGGCUGUAAACAGGAAUGAUAAAGAAGAGAGCGAUCCUGUUGCUCUGGGACCGGAAAAGACACCGGUGAGUAAUUUGGAGCUCGGGAGCCUGGCAGGAUGCAUCAGAAGUCAAAGUGGUCCACCGUCACUUUCGAUAUCAUUCGAGGACCAGGAUUUGUCGUCCUCUUCCGCAAAAACUCGUUCACAAAAUUCUCCAAGCAUUACGACUGGUUCAUCUAACUUUAAGCAGCAAGACUAUGGUGAGGAGAACUACGAAGGGUUUGGUUAUGGCCGCGACGUUGAACUUGACGUUGAAGUAGAGUCUCCUGGUGAAGGAAACAGUUCUGCGCCAUCACCUACUACUGGUCUUCAUUCUCUUGGGAAAACAAGUACUGCUAGUCCUUGUUCAACACUUGGUAGACACACGUGGUUACGAACGUCCUUGAGACGAACUCCACCCGGUAGUGCGAGACCAACAAGACAACUUGGAUCAAAUGCACUAGCGAGUCAACUUUAUAGAAGUGGAAGUUUUAAUAGUUCAGGUAGGGGGUCAACUUGCGACGCUACCGACGAUAUGUACAGUGACGUCUCCUUGGAGGAUGAUGUGAUAGACUUAAAUCACCGAGUAAAAUUGAUCCAAGAACGAAUGGACGCUCUAGUGGAUACUCAAUCAGUCAGUGGCGAGCGUUACGCGAGAGUUAAGCAGGAAAAUGCGACAUUGCAAGCGCGGAUUAUUAUGCUAGAGGAAGCGGCGAAAGACGCCGAAGCGAGGGCGGAGGAGAAGCUGCAGAGCGAGCAGCGACGGCAUCGAGAGUGGGUGGCUCGAUUGGAGCGAGAAAAAGAGCUCCAGCUGGAAAACUCCGCGAUGAAAGUCCAAGCGAUCGAGGUUGAGCGCUCGAGCCUGAGGGAGCAGAUUGUGCGGCUAAGGGAGCAGUUGGACGCCGCCAAAGAGGAACGGGUCAGGUUGGAGAAUUUAUUGGACGAAGCUAACUCUAAUAUGGCUACUGCGCGUGAAAAUGAACGACAGGCUGUACUGCGUGCCAACGAAACUCGUCUACUUCUCGACGCUGCCAAAGAAGAACUAGCCAAUCGUGAUAAGGACCGGCUGAGGAUUGAAGACCUCUUGCUGGAGGUCGCCAGACUUGGAGCGAGUAAUAAGAACUUGCAGGAGUCUCAAGAUGAAUUGCAAGCUGCUAUCGCUGUUCAUGCCGGUCGAGAACUUUUGAUGCUUAAUUCUAAUAGUUUGUAUGAAGACUUUGAUAAAAAUCCUCAGAGUUUAGCUGCUGAGUUGUCGGCUAAUCAAAAUCGAGACCAGUUGGAUGGUCAUGAAAAUGGUACAGUUGAAGAAAAACCCCGCACAAUGGCUGAAGUUUUACAGGCUUUAAAAGAGCAAAAAGAAGUAAAUGCACAAUUACGGUCAUACAUCGAUGGUAUACUAUUAAACAUCGUUGAAAAUAAUCCACAAUUACUGGAAGUUAAGAAGCAUUGACAACUUAUUUAACGAUAGUUAUAAUUAUAAAUUUAUAUAGUUAUAAAUUUAUUUUAGCUGAUUAUUUACUAGGAUAGACGUAAUUUGUUAUUAGAUUUUUUUAAGUAUAUAAUUAACUUAAAAAAUAAUAUCAAUCCGUCCGUGCAUUGAAUAACAGCAAUGUUAUUGUCUAAUUAAUGCAAUAAUUAUUAAUGAUAUUAA
Molecule: messenger RNA, 2283 nt
Organism: Cotesia glomerata
Lineage: Eukaryota; Metazoa; Arthropoda; Insecta; Hymenoptera; Braconidae
Gene: nuf
Product: rab11 family-interacting protein 4-like
Exons: 9
Coding region: 496-2082 (528 amino acids)
Biological process (GO): regulation of cytokinesis; endocytic recycling
Cellular component (GO): cleavage furrow; midbody; recycling endosome membrane
Source: RefSeq, a predicted model, not a curated record